CAGGACUUCAGCAGGAAAUCCAGAGGAAUAACUUAGUCCGAGUAACUGCGUCAUGGAGUUUAUCACAGACAUCAUCGGCAUCGUUGAUGAGGCUGAUUACACAGACCCUGGAAGAUUAAUGAAGAUUCUUCGAUCUUACAGUUGUGAGAAAAAAGGUUCCUGCUACAGAGUGGGAGGAACCUAUAAAGAACUGGAGCACCUUUCAGUUCAACUUUCAGCAGAGAAACAUUACGUCCAUUCUGCCACACAUGGUCAGCAAGAUGCUUCAACUCAUAUCAAAUCAAUGCAUGUAUCUGCAGUUGUCAUGACCUACAUUCAGCAAAAAUGUUCAAAAGAACUCGCCAAAAUUCAAGGGAACAGUUUUGUCUUUGAAACCCAGCCUGAACUCAGAACAGUGCACAAUAACCCCAGUAGUACAGUGCAGGUGAUUAUAAGACCACAGGGUGUCCCCAAACCCCCUGUUCAAGCUGAUUAUGUCAGACAAAGAUUCAUCACAUUCUACCAGAGAACUGCCUCUGACUUGCAGGUCACUUCUGUCUCUGUGAGUCCACACGAACACAAAGACCUGCAGCUGAGGUUUCCCCGUAUCCUUUUUAAACCCAGUCACAAAUAUGAAGUAACAGCGACUGCGCCCUUUGUGCACAUUGCUCAAUUAAAAAAGUUCCUUUUACAAAAUACACUAAGCUCAAGCUUAGUUCAACCAGGGAACAAAGGUUCAAAGGACACUCUAAGCAGCAGAACCUCGGGUCCUCAGCCUACACAAGACAAAGAUCCUGAAGAUGAAUUAUGUCCAAUCUGUAUGGAACCAAUAGCGAUUACAGAGAAGCACACCCUGCAGUGCAAGCACUCCUUCUGCAGAGACUGUUUGGAAACAGCUUUUAAGUACAAGCCUGUAUGCCCCACAUGUGGAAAGGUACAUGGUACUUUGACAGGGACACAACCUGAUGGAGGCAAAAUGAAAGUCACCACAAACGGUUCAUCUUUACCUGGAUAUGAGAAAUAUGGAACAAUUCUUAUCCACUAUUUCAUUCCAAGUGGCAUCCAAAAGGAGGAGCAUCCUAAUCCUGGUCAGACAUAUGAAGGUGUAUCCCGCGUGGCCUAUCUCCCAGACUCCUCAGAGGGCAGGAGGAUCCUGAAGCUGUUGAUACGUGCCUUUGAUCAGAGACUCAUCUUCACCGUGGGUCGCUCCACUACCACUGGCAGGAAUAAUACAGUCACAUGGAAUGAUAUUCACCACAAAACCUCAACACACGGGGGGCCAACUUGCUAUGGAUACCCAGAUCCUGAUUACCUCAGCCGAGUUGAAGACGAACUGAAACUCAAGGGAAUUGACUGAGUUUCUGUAGAGUUUGUUAUCUAUCACAUGAAUGGACUAGCUCAUGUAAUCUUUUAAGUUACACUAUUAUCUCUGCAAAKUUAUGUACAAACAUCUCCCAUCUUAAAACCCACAUAUAAAGCAAAACAUAAGACUACAUAGAAGGCAUAAUUAAUGUAAUUUUAAUGCCAUUUGAUGAUUCAUAAAUAAUGACCAUCUCACAGCUUCAGAUUUCUAUUUUCCUGUCCUGACAGCCAAUGUCAAUAUGUUUUAGGUAUUUUUUUCCCAUUCUUGUCAACGCAAUAUGUCAAGAACGUCUUGAGGGAAUUUCUACAAAUUUGGCACAAAUCGUUCACUUGGACUUAAAUGUGACCUGAUUAGAUUUUGGUGGUCAACGGUCAAUGUCACUGUAGCCUCACAAGCAAAUUAUUUUGUGAACAUGACACAGUAUCUCCGGAACACCUUGAGGGAAUCAUUUCACAUUUAGUUGGACUCAAGAGUUAAUUUAUUUGAUCCACUUUGAUUCAAAGAUGAAUAUGUUAGAUUUCAGUGGUCAAAGGUCACAGUGACUGGAAAGAAAACAUGUACAUUUCUUUUAUCAUUCCUUUAUCAUUCCUUUAUCAUUCCUUAAUGAUUAAUGAUUAAUGCUCCGC
Molecule: messenger RNA, 1968 nt
Organism: Paralichthys olivaceus (Japanese flounder)
Lineage: Eukaryota; Metazoa; Chordata; Actinopteri; Pleuronectiformes; Paralichthyidae
Source: RefSeq, a predicted model, not a curated record